AAUGUAAAUCAAGCAGUGUGGAGUAAUGGUCCGCUUGAACACACAGCUCACACUUCUCUGGCAUCAGAUGAAGAACAAUGUUGUUCGGACUGAGUCUCUCUCAAAGUUUCCGGAUUCUCCAGAUGGUUUUCUGCCUAUUGGCCCUGAUCAUCCCGAUGUUUCGUGGCCCCAUGUCCAGUCCGUAUGGGAUCUGGUGUGAGUUUGUGUGGGUAUUCGGACUCAUUGUGGCUGUGGUGGUCUUCGUUAUGGAGAAGUGCCUGGUGGAUAAACUGAUCGAGCUCCUUGUGCUGAAGCACUCUUGGAAUGAUCUCUCCUGUGGUUUGAACCUUCUGUCGUCCCUCAUGCUGUUGUCUGCGUGCCUCAUUUACUGCACCGUGUUUGUGUGCACAACAUGCAUCGCAGACAUUAUCUGCGCCAUCGCCUCCAUCUUGGCGUUUGGUGUGUAUGUGGCAGAAACCGUGAUGUUAAAACGGAAGUGUCCUGCAGGUUAUCUCUCCAGCCUACGAGGCAUCCUGCGCUUCAGCCAGGCAUUUGUAGCCUGUCUCAUCUUUACCGCGGUAUACAGCUACUUCAAAGGAGUUGAAAACCGGUUCCGGCCUGGCGGUUUGAUCUGGUGCAUUCUGGUCUACGUGGUGUGCUUCCCUCCAACCGUGGUGGUGAUCCCGUCACACCUGCAGAAGUGUGUGGAUCUGCUGCGAUGCUGCGAUCUCAAUAAGUUGGAGCUGGUGCUUGACGCCGUUGCUGUCGCUCUUUAUGUCUCUGCUGCCGUCCUCUGGCCUGUGUUUGGCUAUAAAAACUAUAAAAGAGACUCCAAAACCCACGAUUAUCGAUUUCAUGACCUUAAUUUGGUCACAGUCCUGACGUAUGUGAACUUGGGGCUUUACCUCGCAGACCUCAUUUGGACUUUGAUUUUACUUUGUAAAAAAAACUAGACGUACUGUAGAGUCAUGAAUGUAAAGAUGUGACCAUGUUUUGAACUCUAAGGGGGAACAAACCAAUUUUUGUAGGUAAGGGGGUCUUUUUAUUGAAAUAAAUUGAAUAAUUCAAGCAAAUUAAAGGAGUACAUUAAAAGUGAUUUAAAAGAUUGUCUCAUUACAUUCAAUCAUAGUCCUAUGCCUAUUUCGAAAAUGGCUUCGUUAAGAUUCAGUUACAAAUUAAACAAUAGCCAAUCAAUAGCGUACUUUUCAAUUCAAAAUGGCUAAAGGCUAAAUUUGACAAACUUGAGUAGUUCUGCAUCAUUGCAAAGGCUACUUUAACAUUUCUAUCAUAAAACAGUUGUCAAAAAUGACAUGUUUAGCCCAGGUUUGCCAACAUUCGCUUAUUAGGCAUGAGACACAUGCUUCAAGGAUCUGUCUUCUCACACUACAAGCGACACGCAACAGCAAGGUAAUACAAUCCCGUUCAUUUUAAUGGCGACCGGAUGGGGCGUGUCCAGCGAUGCAAUAAAGUUCGGAAUCCUUCAACAUUAUGCAAAUGAAGAGCGACGCUCGGGAGCAACAGCCAAUAGGAUAGAAGACGGCAGAGGACAUGUGAUCGUUCUCCACUCAGUCGUAAAUAAACAUACGCAAUUUUUGUUUGUAUGUACAGAUUUAAUUUAUAUUUAGAUUAUGUUUAGUAUUUUGCCUCCAACAUGUUUGUAUUUAGCAAAAAAGUCGCUGCUAGUGUGAACCGGACUUAAAUUUCACUCCAAAUCGGCAACACUGCUUGCGAUAUAAACACUCUAAGCUUUCAAAUUUUGUAAGUUUUCACACUAAAUGUAACUUAAUGUGCUAUAAAUCGUAAAAUGUAGCGCUUCAUUUAAAGCCAGAGCCAUUGAAACAGAGUUGCGAAAACGCUUUGAUCUCGCCGCACGGUCACGUGGUUCAUGGAGCGCUCCAAACAAUUCAAGUUUAUUUGUACAGCGCUUUUUACGAUACAAAUCAUUGCAAAGCAACUUUACAGAAAAUGAAUUUCUACAAUAUUUAGUAGUAGCUUAUCAGUGGUGACUGUCAGUUUAUGUGCAUAUGACAGAAAGUUUCGGAAAAAUUAAUAAAAGACAUAGUCAACCAGA
Carassius gibelio (silver crucian carp) is the source of this 2050-nucleotide messenger RNA. RefSeq names its product myeloid-associated differentiation marker-like protein 2. The transcript has a single exon. The record is from RefSeq and is a predicted model, not a curated record. Gene Ontology annotation, cellular component: membrane. Bases 78 to 932 code for a protein of 284 amino acids. Lineage: Eukaryota; Metazoa; Chordata; Actinopteri; Cypriniformes; Cyprinidae.